Molecule: messenger RNA, 5194 nt
Organism: Nothobranchius furzeri (turquoise killifish)
Lineage: Eukaryota; Metazoa; Chordata; Actinopteri; Cyprinodontiformes; Nothobranchiidae
Source: RefSeq, a predicted model, not a curated record
UGAAUGGAAGUCAAUGGAGAGUCCUCACUAUGAUACAAAGACAGACAUGUGUGCAUGUGUGUGUGUGUGUGUGUGUGUGUGUGUGCGUGCUUGUGUGUGUGUCUAUUCAAGAACUUGGUAGGGUUGUCAGGAGCUCUGAGCCUGCUCAGAUGUUUAAAUCACUUCUCUUUGUGUGUGUGUGUGUGUGUGUGUGUGUAUGUGUGUGCGUGUGUGUGUGUGUGUGUGUGUGUGUGUGUGUGUUCACAUCUGAAGCUCAUAGUGAAUACAGUUGUGUAAUCUCACGCUGUGAGUAUAUAUUAAUGUUAGUGGAUGGUGCUGAGUUUUCUCUUUGCUUCAGCUCCUCGCUGCUGGUGUCGGUGAUGCAGCCUGUUGUCAUUUUUAAGGAGAAAAGAGAAAGUCUUCAGGGGCAGAUGAAGCACACACACACACACACACACACACACACACACACACACACACACACACACACACACAUACACACACACACACACACACACACACACACAGAGUUCUCGACUUUAAAAGCCUACUGCAGUUUCAGAUGUAGGAAUUUUCUCUCUAUUUUCCUGUGUCUUUUCAUCUUAAAAUGAUUUUAAGGCUUCAGAUAAAACUCGUGUUCACGUCCAGCUCUUAGAAUUAUGACAUCCAUGAGUGGAUUCACAUGAACUCUGACCUUUCUUUUGAACUUUUCAUCUCAACAUUGAAACUCAGACUGACACAACACGUCUGACACGAAUAAACGCAGUUUUAAAAGGACAGAUUUGUUCCCCGUUUUCAUCAUAAGUGAGUCUUAUUUAGUUUCUUUGUUUUUUGGCUCUUUCAUCCCUCAUUCUCUCUCUCUCUGUGUGUGUGUGUGUGUGUGUGUGUGUGUCUCUUCAUGUCCAGCUUCUGCUCCUAAGCUGCGGCUGAUGCGAGGCCAGUCGCUCAUUGAAGGGGACAAGCUGUACUUGAAGUGCGAGGCGUCCGGGAGCCCCAGCCCCACCUUCCGCUGGUACAAAGAUGGACACGAGCUUCAAAAAGGCCGAGACCUCAAAAUAAAAACCAACAAAAAAAAUUCAAAGGUGCAGAUCAGCCGUGUUCGUGUAGAAGACUCCGGCAACUACACCUGUGUGGCUGAAAACUCCUUAGGACAAGAAAACGCCACUAGUAUAAUCAGCGUGCAGAUCUUGACCACCACAACCCCACCUCCAGGUGUAAGCCACGCGAGGCGCUGCAACGAUUCGGAGAAGGCGUACUGCGUCAACGGAGGAGACUGUUACUUUAUACAUGGUAUUAACCAGAUGUCCUGCAAGUGUCCCAAUGACUAUACGGGGGACCGCUGUCAAAACUCCGUCAUGGCCGGUUUCUACAAGCUUCUCAAAAUUGAAUUUAUGGAGGCCGAGGAGCUCUACCAGAGGCGGGUGCUGACCAUCACAGGCAUCUGCGUGGCGUUGUUAGUGGUGGGCAUCGUUUGUGUGGUGGCCUACUGCAAAACCAAGAAACAGAGAAGGAAGAUGCACAGUCACCUACACCAAAACCAGAACCAGUGUGUGGAGCAGCCAAACCGCAUGUUGGCCAAUGGGCCGAACCACCCCGGGCCCGGUCCUGAGGAGAUCCCCAUGGUUGAUUACAUCUCAAAGACUGUUCCUACAACGGAGUGUGUGAUCAGCCACGGAGCAGAGGGAGCAGGAAACUAUGCAGGCAGUCGAAUGUCUACCCGCUCUCACCACUCCACCACUGCCUCACAUGCUUCCAGGCACGAGGAGCAGACGUGGAGCAUGGAGCGAACAGAGAGCGUGAACUCAGACUGCCAGUCAGGCGGGCUCUCCAGCUCGGUGGGAACCAGUAAGUGCAGCAGUCCAGCAUGCAUGGCGAGGAGGGCUGCCCACUGGGGCUGUGCAGACGGCUCCAGGAUGGGGAUGCAGUACGGAGACUCCUACGACUCCCUAAGAGACUCGCCUCACAGUGACAGGUAUGUGUCUGCACUGACCACACCGGCACGGCUCUCUCCUGUGGAGUUUCACUACCCCCCGCUACCACCCCAGGUACCCACCUUCCAGAUCACCUCACCCAACAGAAGCCACGCUCUCUCCCUCCCCCCCGCUGCUGCUGCCUACCGCAGGGAUGAUGACCAGCCACUGCUGAGAUGUCCAGAUGACGGGAGUUUGUACAGGCAGCCUCGUCGCCCUCGGCGACCCUACCUGACAGAGAGCACAGGCAGUCUACCGUCCAGUCCUUACCAUCUACCUGAUGACGAGGCCUACGAGACGACGCAGGAGUACGCGUCCUCGCGGGAACCAAUCCAGAGCCGGCGCCGCCCCCGACGCAACCGCCUCAAUGGACACAUCUCGCAGUGUUCAGCGGGACUACGGGACUACAGCUCACAGAGCUUGAGCCAGUCAGAAGAAGAGGAAGAAGAGGAAGAGGAAGAGGAUGGUCACGGGGAGAGUACACCCUUUUUAAGUAUGCAGAACAUGAACAUGGACCCGCCCCUAACAGCCUCGGGGUUCCGCUCAUCCUCUGGUGCGGACACACGGACUCACCGCGGGCUGAGUCGGCCUGGAACGCGCAGCAACGGGCAGAGCCGCAGCUCCCAGACGCAGCGCUGCAAGGCCGACAACAUGCCCCUUUAAGACUGGACCUCCCUCCGACGCCCACCCGUACACCCCUGCCACGCCCCCCACCUCUCACACUCCCCCUCGUCCUUCACACAGCCAGUGGACUAGAGACCCUCACCUAGGAGAAAUAUUUUUAUUUUGUAUAACAGACAGAUAUUCUAAACAAAUGAAAUAUUUAUUUUCAUUUCAGCAAAAAUUGUCUACUAGCUAACAGCAAAGACUUUUUUGAUAACGGGGGGAUAUUUAUAUGUAAAGUUUUUUGAUUUACAGCAUUACGAGAGAUGAAAAAUAUGAGAACUACGUGCCAAUUUUUUCACAAGUUAGAUUAAUAGAAUAAUAUUGUGGUGCCUUUUGCUGUAUGCUGAAGUCGGAGGUCCCGUUGAGUUUUUGUAGCUUUUCUUAUGAAGACGCCUCAUUUUUAUAGAGACCAACCCUCUUCCUUCCUGUUGCUUUUCUUUCUGAUUUGGGAUCUUCCUCUUUUUGAACUGUGAUCAGAUUAUGUCAUCAUGCAAUAUUGAUUCUUUCCGUGUUAAAGGUGAUUGUUUACAUGAAUACGACAACUCGCUCGCUUCACAGAGACGUUUAGACGCAACCGGGUGUGUAGGGUAGAGUCUCUGACGGACGCCCAUCGGUCAUUACUGUCCUCGUCCGCUGCCUGUCGGUCAUUCGUUGUAGUUUCUGUGAACAGAAGGUGUUUGGUUGUUGCUGAGGGAAGGUGGCUUCAGAUUCCUGUGUAGGUGGUGCUGUCACUGCAGUGUGUGUGCGUGUGUGUGUGUGUGUGUUUGAGACCUGCCUCAUUGGUUGGGGCCUGUGUUCACCUCGGUGGUCGUGGUUUCCUGUUAGACUGAACAUGUUCUUCCCACCAAUCGUCAUGCUGCCAGAAGCUCCGCUGCACUGUAAGCACCUCCGUCUGCGAGCAGUCGUUGGUCAGGGAGCUGCAAAUCCAAACCCAACCCAACCAAUCCAGUUGUAAUCCAGCCUGACUCUGGCCACCCGUGGACUGCCUAGCCCGCCCGUUUCCUAUGCCAGCAGCUUAGAGCCGCACUGUGUCUCAGGAUUUCCCCAUCGCAUCACAGCCAAACGACUCACAGCAGAGAGAGCACAUCAUCUCAGUCGCUGUUCAGUCCACAGGGCCAGAUCCUCAUGUCUUCAUCUUCCUUUUGUUGCGCUCACUCACAAAAGUAGGAAGCUGACGUUUGGGAACACCAAGAAUGAGAAAGUUGUGUGUUAGUGAACAUGCGUGUGUGUGUGUGUAUGUGUGUGUGUGUGUGUGACCCACAGUGUUGAUGGUGAAAUAAAAAAGAAGAAAUGAAAACGUUUUGCAGAGACCACAUCUGUUCUCCCUGAUUCGGGGGCCUAGCUAGAGAUUCUGCCUCGCCCCCAAACCCGCCUUGAGAGGAGGAUGUCAUUCUGGGUCCAAUCCCCGGAGAACCGUCGCCGGUCCAGUCGUGAACACGGAGAGCCAUCCCCACGUGUUACCACACUAGUGAUGGCACAGCUAUGGAGUGGGUUUAAAACAGCUAAACACAAGCGACGUCACACCCGCUGCUAGAGAACGCGCUUUGUUUCGCUCACAGCCAAAUAACGGUGCGUGACCCAGACUCUGGUUUUUAUUGCUUGAACGUCUUUAGCUUCGUCACAACGACUGAGUGAUUUGUCUCUGUGUCCCCUCCCCCCGACCCCUCUCACCUUCCUGUCUUCCUCAUCCUCGUUGGACCUACCGAACCUACCAGCAGAUCAGUUUAACGCUCGCGUGGAGCACGCCGAGCAGCCCAGCGACACUGGGCUGAACCGGUCCCUUCCACUCCAGACCCUAGAGACCCGUUCAAGCUCGCUGAGGACAACCCGUCCGGCUCCCUGUUUGAGUUUGCUCACAACAACUAGAGUUGUUUUCUAACACAGGCAACGCAUGGAUCACAUAGAGAGUACCGUUAAAAGACGUCAGAUGCCUCCGAUUCGAGGGCGUCCCAGUAGAGAUGUACCCGAGUAGUGUUUGGGUCUGGGCCCAAAGUUUUUAUUACUGUAAACAAUCUGGGAUUCACAACAUGGGAACAUGCAAGUGAGGAUAGUGUGCUUGUAGAGCUUGUAGAGUUAUUAAUGAACCCACCGUCUUUCUCCUCCCACCCACCUGCUGCAUACACACACACACACACACACACACACACACACUCCAACACACAGCCCUUCCAUGUUUGUUUGUCAAGCAGUUUGUCUUUUUUUUACCUCCCUAUUCCUUCUCUCCUCCUCCCUCCCCUCUUCCCUCUCUUGACUCCCUCCCCUCUGACCUUUUCUCCUCUCAGCCUCCCCCUCCCCCCCGACCCAAGCCCUUGCAUGUCCUAGUGGUACUGGUAGUUGGGUGCAUGGAAAAAGCAGCAAGCAAAAUUGUUUUUCCACUCGGUUAAAAAAAUAAAAGAAUUAAAAUAAGAAUAUGUCUUCAUUUUAAACAUUCAGCAAUAAAUUUCAUUCUCUUCAUGUCCAUUAUUCUUGGAAUAUGCUAGAAGAUUUUUUGCAAGUUUUAUCCAAAACAUGCUACUUGUAAAAGAAGAAAAAUCCAAAACCACCCCUUCAUGUGAAAAAUAAAAACUUUAUUCCUACCA